CAAUGAACAGUCUUUGUCACACACUCUUCUGCACAGUCGUUGAUCUCCAUUUAUCAAAGCUGCUACUGGUAUCAGUCCUUCGCUUUGCUCCUUUCUAGUUUGCGUCUUUUGUUGCUGCUGAAGCGUUUCGACGCCAUGCCAUUGUUCACGACUUCUCCAUUUCCACCGAAUCCAUUGCUCGUUCAAGCCUUGGAUUUCAUCUUUCCACAUCGAUACCCCUUUGACCAUACGUCGAAGACCAUCCUUCUUGCACCAUAUGAACAUAACCGAUCUGCGUACGAUGCAAUCGUCAGCUCACCAAAUCCACCGUACCCUUUCGAACAAGGCUCCAUUUUGAACUCGAUCUUUCCGUCGACUUUUUACACAGAGUCGUUGCGCUCCGUCUAUCCGCUCUACUUUGCUGUCGCCUACUAUGUCCUUGCGCACUGGCUCAGCGGUGCUGUCAAGAGGAAUGGCAGCAAAGAUUACGUCAAAGGCAACCCGUUGUUGCGAUUUAUCGUCCUGGUGCACAAUGCCUUUCUCAUGCUUUUCAGCGCCUGGACGUGGAUUCACGUCUUUCCGGUCGCCGUAGAUUACAUUUCUCAAGGGCUUCGGGGUGCUGGUUUUGAAGGAGUCAAACUGGCGCUCUGCACGUUCUCGACUGAGGCCCGAUACCUCAAUAAAUUCAACUAUCUCUUCUAUCUGAGCAAGUACUAUGAAGUCGUCGAUUCGGUCAUUCUCCUACUCAAGGGCAGGCAAGUCGGCCAGCUGCAAAGCUACCAUCAUGCAGGGGCGCUUAUCAGCAUGUGGAUCGCCGUGCGGUUCGGAAGUGAAUGUGUCUGGGUCUUCACCACCUGGAACUCUUUCGUGCACACACUAAUGUACACAUACUACCUCUUCACUGCUUUGCACCUGCCCUUUCCACGUACCCUCAAGCGCAGCCUUACCUCCUUGCAGAUUGCACAGAUCGCCUCAGGCACACUCGCCACGAACUUGUACUGGUUCCUUCGCAUUAACCCCGGAGCAGUUCUCCAAGGCAUCGCGAAGCGUCACGUCGGUAGUACAAUCGCUGCCGCCUCGCUCAUCGUGCGACAAUUCUUUUCCUUCCAAGAAUCCCCCGUCCUCCAAUCAACGGAAUACACUCAUCUGGACCUUGCCCACAAUGCUCGCUUUCGCCAAGAAAGCAAAAGCCCUACCAGUUGCUUCGAUACGACCGGUGCUACGCUCGCAUUGUGGGUCAACACCUUCUACAUGCUACCACUCUUGUUCCUCUUUGCGCAAUUCUUCGUCAACAGCUACAUAAGUGGCGGCAGUGCUUCACGCAAGGGAAAGGCAAACAGGUACGAACACAAGACGCUCGCCAAUGGCAACGGCAAAGCGAAGACAUAAUUGAUUACAGUCAACGAUAAUUGCAGAACAAGCAGAUAGGAAUACAUGAGAUAAAUGCCGU
This is a messenger RNA of Tilletiaria anomala UBC 951, 1429 nucleotides long. RefSeq lists its product as uncharacterized. The record is from RefSeq and is a predicted model, not a curated record. Lineage: Eukaryota; Fungi; Basidiomycota; Exobasidiomycetes; Georgefischeriales; Tilletiariaceae. The coding region runs from base 136 to 1368 and encodes 410 amino acids. Gene Ontology annotation, molecular function: fatty acid elongase activity. Gene Ontology annotation, cellular component: endoplasmic reticulum membrane. The transcript has 5 exons. Gene Ontology annotation, biological process: sphingolipid biosynthetic process; fatty acid elongation, monounsaturated fatty acid; fatty acid elongation, saturated fatty acid.